Cajanus cajan (pigeon pea) is the source of this 629-nucleotide messenger RNA. RefSeq lists its product as uncharacterized. NCBI's taxonomy places the organism in Eukaryota, Viridiplantae, Streptophyta, Magnoliopsida, Fabales, Fabaceae. The record is from RefSeq and is a predicted model, not a curated record.
GCAUCCUUAAAAUCCCAAACCCAAACCCCUCACCGCUCCUUUUCAAGUUUCAACCAAUGCCUCAAGUCAUCGUCCGUCCGCACCGCCCCCCGCGCCGCGCCGUCGGAGAGGUGGCGGGUGGCGCCGCGGCCGAUUGCACCGCCGUGGCAUGCUGCUGCCCCUGCACGGUCCUCAACAUCCUCGUCCUCGCCGUCUACAAGCUCCCCAAGGGCCUCGUCCUGAAGGCCGCGCGCAAGCGACGACGCCGUUUGACCAAAAACAAUAACAAAAACAUAAACGACGUCGUCCUGCUCCAGCCCCACCGCUGCAGCACCGACAUCACCUUCGGCUCCGCGCGUCUCGAGGAGUUUCUCAAGAGCGACAAGGCCCACGACCAGGACGAGUACGUCCAGGGCCUCGAGAAGGAGAUGUGGGCCCGCUUCGCCGCUACCGGUUUCUGGCGCAGCGAAUCCCAGCGUCUACCCUAACCAAUCACACUUCCACGUUACGCUUUUCCAAUGGGACAUCAUUUUUUUUAAUUUGUAAUUAUUUUUCUAAAACAUCACAUACAUAUAUAUAACAACUAUCUAUCUAUCUCACAAUCCUCGUUUAAACUCCGCUAAUGUUUAAUUAUGUGGAGAAACAUUGUA